Messenger RNA from Pocillopora meandrina, 4137 nucleotides. NCBI's taxonomy places the organism in Eukaryota, Metazoa, Cnidaria, Anthozoa, Scleractinia, Pocilloporidae. The record is from the annotation of a GenBank genome assembly.
AUGGAUUUGAGUAAAAUCGCUCAAAAUCUCAUAAAAUGUGUCUCUACUGGAGAGGUAAGAGCUUUAACAGUUAGUGAAAGCAUUUUAGAAACGAAUUUCUUCACAAUCGUAAACUUUGUGCACAGCUACAGGUCUCUUUGAAAAGCUUUUCGAAAGAUUACUUGUACUUUUCCGACGCUCUGAACUCAGCCUAAUGUGAGGGUGUCAACCUUUACAAGUUUCAUUUUCUCUUUAAGAUGUGCAAUCAUUUCCUUCUGCAACAUUCAAUUUUCUUAAAGUUACUUCUGUUACGUAACUCUUACAGUACUAAUAUUCAAGGAGUCCAUGAGUGAGUUUCAGCUUAUUUCCUUGGCUCUUCGGAAUAUGGCCUAUAAUUAACAUAUUUACUGUCCCAAGUCUUUGAUUUGAUUUGAAUGAUUUGAUUCAAGCAAUUUUUUCCAAUUAUUUGCACUACAAUGACUGAUUUUGGGUACUGAGUUAGAGAUGAAAACUGGGUGUGGAACCUUAUUUGACAUGGAAAUAUCGGUGAGGGUGUUAUGGGUCAAUAUGGAAAACUUGAACAGUAAUUAUUGUCUUUGGUGACAAUUUGAGAGAAUGGUUGAAUUCACAGACUUUCAGGCCAUCUAAUGUUUCCCCUAUAAUUUCCAUGAAGAUCUUUCACCUAUGAAAAAGUUAUAAAUAGCAUGGACUUUAUGACCAGUAUUUCAACCUUUGAUAUAUUGAACUACCCAGGUGGCAUCAUCUUUCCUAAAUCCAUCAAUUGAGAAUAACUGUCCAUACACUUUCUUUGUUAUUUUUUCUUUGUAAUUCCUUGAGAGCUUUUAACUUAUCAUGUGAACUCACUAUUAUUUCUGAUCAGAUGGUUGAGCUGCAGAGUUUAUGGGCCAAGCAAACUGCAGUGGUAGUUUUUCUUCGUCGCUUUGGGUGACAGUUGUGCAGGCUGUGGUCGACUGAGCUUAGUUCGGUCAAAUCACAGCUUGAUGCACACAAUGUACGACUGUGCGGUGUGGGCCUUGAGGAAUUAGGUCUUGAAGAAUUCGUAGAAAAAAAGUUUUUCACUGGAGGUUUGGAAAAAAAAAUUAUUGAACUUUCUGAAUGAUAAAUGCAUUUUUAUUAAUUCGUACUUAUGAUUUAUUGCAUGAAAGAUGCAUAAAUGAUGUCACCAUUGACAACAUUUUACUUUUUUAUCAUAUAAAACAAAUAGACUCCUUAUUGCAGUGGGUCUGUUCAGUAAUAGAUCACAAAAGACUUUGGUUAGAACAUCUAUGACACUUAGCUGCUCUUUGCAUGUCUUUUUUUUUGUUGUCUCUCCACAUUCUGAUGUCAUCUGUAACCUAUUACCGAACAGAUGCACAGCAACAUGGAAUCUUUACAGUUUUUUCGCAAAAAAAGCGUGAAGCUUAAUAGACACGACGAUUCAUUUAGUGUGUGUCAUGUGGGUAUAGUGGUUACCCAAUACUUUAUGUCAGAGGCUCAUGUAAAUAUGCUCAACUAGAUUUCACAUGUCUCAAUGUGGAUAUAAUGUUCCCUGUGAGGUGGAGCUAUCUUUUCGUCUAGUGUUUCUUUCUUUAUUUAUUUUUUGUAAAUCUCUGUCAGCAAUUUUGUCACUCUCAAAUGCCAGCAACCCACAUUGUUACUUUUUUCAAGUGAAGAAAUAAAAUUUCCAUUUCAGGGUUCCAUAGUUGGAGUAAACUAGUUAAAUGAGGAUGACCAUUAGGUUAAUGACUUUUUACACAAAAAUUGUUUUUGAAAUGAUUGCCUAAAAUGGAGUAUGUGGUCUUUCCUUAGAGUUGUACAUUGAUGCUAAACAACAAAUCUACAAAGAUUUGGGAUUCAAGAGGUAAGUAAUUCUUGUCAUCUCUACCUGGCCCACCUGUGGUGAUCCCAUGUCUGCAUUGUGACAGACUGUUUUGAACUAAGAUUGGACUUUUCAGCCAUCUUUGCACUUGCAACACCCACUGAUACAUGAAGCAAUGGUCAUCUUUGCUAGGGAGAGACAAACAUCAUUAUCAUCAUCAUCAUUGAUUCUGGUCACCUCUAUUUAACACCAUUCUCUUACUUAUUUCACAUUUAUGCUGGCCUAAGGUUGAAUGAAAGAUAAAUAUAAUCAAAUUGCUAGACUUAAAUGCUUUCACUUAACUUUUUGGACUAUGUUUGAUUUUUUUUUUAGGUAUAAUGUUAUCAAUGUUUUUGGUGGAUUGGCAGCUAAAGAGACACGACUCUCAAUAUCCAAGGCAAGCAUUGCUCUUUUAUACUGUUUUUGUUUUUCAUUUUUGUACCCUAUAUUUUCAAUUAAAUUUUGGUUAUAUUGAAUUUUUGAAAGAUGCAAUAGCUUAGAACCUGGUGGCUUAUACUAUUGACUUAUCGAAGAGCAGGCACUGGCCCUGGCCAGAGUGUUCUUGUAUUGUGUUUGUGGGUAUUACAUUUAUAUCUUAUGGUGUCCAUUCCAGGAGUGCAAAUGAUUACUAGCAAACUGCCAGGGUGAUAUGGGUAAUGACUUGCAUUCUGUACAGGAAGGCAAUACUCCAUAGUCAUCUCUUGUGACAGCGAAAAUGUUAUCUUUUUAACUUAAAAUACUUUUUAUUUAGACAGCAGCAGUAGUAGUAGUAGGUUGAAACUAAAAACAUAAAUAAGAGUUGAGUUAACUAAUUAAGGUAAACAAAUUACAAACAAUUACAAACAACAAAUGAAUACAAAGGAAGUGAAAUGGAAAAAAAAAAUACUUUCAUUGAUAACACCAGAUAUAUACCUGCAAAAUUGAAUAGCUUGUAGACUUCUAAACAGAGAAUAACAAAAAACAUGAAUUUAAGUCAACUGACUUAAGAAGUGAUAAUGCAUAAAAGAUAAAACAAGAGGACUGUGAAAUAAUGUGCAAUAUAAGAAACAUGCAUGAAGAUGCAGCUGGCAAAGAAGGACACCAGCAAGCUUUAAAAAAACAUCUACGAUGAGGUAUGAAAAAAACAAAGAAUGAAUCAACUAAAUACAAAUUACCAAAAAAAAAUUAACGUAGGGCUUAGAUCUUACUCCUCUAUUUGUGAGAGGUUUCAUCCCAUAGGAAGUUUGCCCUUUCCAAAGCGAGUUUGCCCUAUCAAAUGAUAGGGAUUUGCUGGUGGGCCUUUCUACUCUUGCAAUUUUGCCUUCAAUAAAGGUUUUUUUCCUUAAACGAAUAUUCAUGGAAUUAGCAAUGUGACCAAAUUAGAGCAUUAAAUAAAAUAAUUAGGGAAGCAACUAGACACCAACUUGUUUAAAGGAUAAUACGAAAGCUACAACAUUAGCCUUGUGUCAGGCCCCAUUUCUCAUUCAUCAUGCCUCCUCCAAGAACUUUUUGACCAAUGAUAAAAUAUGAUCAAAAUGAGUACAUAAUUCUGCUGAAAUUCUAACCUUUUUUUGGUGAGUGUGAUUAGAUUUCAUUUAGGCAAGAACUUGCCAUGGGUAAAAGGGGACAAUUACAAGCAAAAUUUCAAUGAGGCAAACCCCUAGGAAGACUCAGGAAUAUGUCCAAGGCUGAACAUGUUGGAAAUGCAGAUUUUGAUUUUUAAUGGUCACAGUUCAAGUCAUUCAUUAUGUCUCAAUGUCUUGUCAACUCUGAUAAUAAAUGCUUAGAAAGUUCCUAUAACUACACCCUUUCUGAAGUUGCUAAGGCAGUAUGAUUGAUGUCACCACUAUGGAAAUCUUUAUACCAAUUGUAAUGUUAACUGAAAGUCACCCACUUAGUUUUGACUGUCACACACUUAAUAGCAGAGCUCACAGAGCAUAGCCCCAUAAUUAUACAAAACAGUAGUAACCCAUCAAGCUGAAAAAAUUUGUAUGUACGACCGUACGACCAUACAAGGUGCUACUUUUAACAUGUGUGGUCAACUGUACCACAGGCAUGCCAACUCCACGGCUUUGUCCAGUAGUCCAGUGGUCAGUGCACUGGGCUCAAGUUGGACGACCUAGGUUCUAGUCCUGGCUGGGGCAAGGUGUUGUGCCCUUGAGUCGUGCGGGGGAAAAAAAAAUGUGAGCUCUGCUUUUAGGCUUGGCUAAAUCUAUAUAUUAUUUCCUUCAAAUGAAGCAUUGUGGGCUUACAAUGAUUUUAUUUAAACACCCUAUUGUUUCCCCGUGCUGUUGUAGGCCAAUUCAUUGGGAAUCAAAGGA